Molecule: messenger RNA, 517 nt
Organism: Fragaria vesca subsp. vesca
Lineage: Eukaryota; Viridiplantae; Streptophyta; Magnoliopsida; Rosales; Rosaceae
Exons: 3
Coding region: 1-396 (131 amino acids)
Cellular component (GO): plasmodesma; plasma membrane
Source: RefSeq, a predicted model, not a curated record
AUGCCGUCGAAACAUUUGGUCUUUUUUGUGAUCCUAGCCAUCUCCUCCUUCGUCUUUGUUGUUUCAGCUUCUGCAGACGAAACCGGCCAUCAACUUUCUCACACAGAGGGAGAAGAAUUAAACGAUGGUGGGAUAAUCACAUGGGGAAGGAGGAGGUCUCUUGAAGAAGGAGACGGAGAUGGCGGCGACGACGGAGAUCAAGGAGAUGAAGAAGUUUUAUUGUUGGCUAAGAAAAGGACACAGAGAAGAGACCCUCUAGAUCACUGGAAGAAGUACAAUGGGGGAUGGAAUAUAACCAACGAGCAUUAUUUGACUUGCUGGAUGCAUUGUGCUGUACACGGGUCAGGGAAAGUUCUACAACAGUACAAGAAAGACAUUGGAUUACAUUGCGAAUGAGGCAGAUGUAACUGCCGAAAACCUCAGGAAUGUAUCAGAUUUUCUCGACUCAUCGAAGAAGAUUGGACUUGACGCCAUAGUUCUUCCGCAAGAUAUGCAGCGCAAAAUUGACGAGGGUACG